AUGGCGCCUCUUCCACACAAUCAGUCGCAUACUGAAUGUGGUAUUCGAAAGAUUAUCGCCACUGGAACCAUCCCCGCCCCUAAUGCUUAUUGGCAACCAAACUUCACCACAUCAAUAAUCCCGAUUAAUUGUUGGUCUCACAACGACGAACAUCAAAAAAUCCCUCUAUAUACUGCUCUUGCAGCCGGCUGUAUAGCAAUCGAAGCGGAUUGUUUCAUUCCUUCCUACUACAGCUCCUCUCGCUUUCUCGGCUCAUUGUUCUCCUAUUUCACGUCUUCGCCAAAAAUUAAAGCCUCCGAAAAUGAUCUCCUCGUAGGUCAUGCAACUUCAGAGCUUGAUCCUGCAAGAACACUCUCGAGUCUUUAUUUAGACCCACUUCUAGAGAUUUUGAUACAACAGAACAAAGCUGCAGGAAAUCCAGAAAAGAAAGUGGGAGUUUGGAAUGAAAAUCCACAGCUAUCGUUACAUUUAACAAUCGAUUAUAAAAGUAUCUCCUCUGGGCACGAUGGAAUACCCAUCCUCUAUUCCCUUCUUGAACCUCUUCGAACUGCAGGUUUCCUUACCUAUUAUAACUCGACCACCGAAAAGCUAUUUCCUGGUCCCAUAACCAUCGUCGGAACUGGCGAUGCCGACUUCGAACUGAUAUGCGGCUAUGAAAACAUAUAUAUCUUUAAAGAUGCUCGAUUUUUCGAUUUCCUGUCUUCUCAAAAUCCAUCUAAUUCACUAUAUGUGUCUGGUCACAUUUCUAAAUCAAUUGGUCGAUUUUCAAAAUCCAAAGGGCCUACAAAGGCGCAAGUGAAAAUCAUAAGGAAUGAAUGUAGAGAUGUGAGAGAAAAAGGGUUAAUACCUAGAUAUUGGGGAACUCCUGAUAACGAGGAAUGGUGGAGAAUAUUGGUUGAGAGUGGAGUUGAGGUAUUGAACUGUGAUGAUCUUGAUCGUGGGGGAGAGUGGUUGAGGGGCUGUAAUAUAAAUGGAGUAGGAGUGGGAGCUUUAUGGAAAGAUGACAUCAAAGAGAGUGAUGUGGAAGGUUGGGAGGGGGGGUUAUUUGGAGGAUGUAUAGUUUCGUAA
Molecule: messenger RNA, 1068 nt
Organism: Botrytis deweyae
Lineage: Eukaryota; Fungi; Ascomycota; Leotiomycetes; Helotiales; Sclerotiniaceae
Exons: 1
Coding region: 1-1068 (355 amino acids)
Source: RefSeq, a predicted model, not a curated record